UUUCUAAUACAUGUGAGAUUAAAUUAUGAAACAGUCCUUUUCAAUCUCAUGGAUUUUAAUUGUAAGGAUCAUUGCAUCUGCUGCUAUUUAUACAGACUACCCUUGCAUCACUACAUCUGCUUCAUACUCUCUUUCUCUCUCAAGUUCUGUCUUUAAACAAAGAAAAAGAAAGGAAUGAAAACAAUGAAGGUAAAAUUUAUUGGGUUUAUCAUAACCUUUCUGCUCUUUGCAUUGCUUCUUUGCUUCUACUCAGCAUCUGCUCGUCUCCUGCCAAAGAAGCAAGGUGAAAAUGAGUUUAAAACUAAUGGUAUCAUUCAAGCUGGUUUAUUGACAGAUAUAAAAGAAGAUUUCUCAAAUUUAAUGGGAUCAGAAGAGUGCUAUGAGAAAGAUGAAGAAUGUCUGAAAAGAAGGAUGAUUGCAGAACCUGAUAUGGAUUAUAUUUACAGUCAACAUCAUAAGCCUUAGAUAUAUAAUCCAUACAAGGAAUAAUAAUAAUAUAGCAUGUACUUUUUUAUGC
Molecule: messenger RNA, 517 nt
Organism: Durio zibethinus
Lineage: Eukaryota; Viridiplantae; Streptophyta; Magnoliopsida; Malvales; Malvaceae
Source: RefSeq, a predicted model, not a curated record